Messenger RNA from Linum trigynum, 1389 nucleotides. The record is from the annotation of a GenBank genome assembly. Lineage: Eukaryota; Viridiplantae; Streptophyta; Magnoliopsida; Malpighiales; Linaceae.
CUCAACUAAAACUUCUUCCCAUUUCUAAAACAAACACAUUCAUCAUGAGUAUCUCAGAUAGCUCAUCGUCUGGAGAAGAAGAAAACGAAGAGUACGAAAGGUUUCACCACCUACGUUUGAGUUUGAUCGGUCGGAGACUGGCUGAAGGUGCAUCAAGUCGCCGUCAAACUACAAGCCGACGUCACAUUGAUCGUGAGAGGGUCGAAUGUAAUCGAUGUCUUAUGAGGGAUUACUUCGAUCCAAAUCCAGUAUACAAUGCUCGCAUAUUCAGAAGGCGCUAUCGGAUGCAACCAAGAUUAUUCCAUCGCAUUUAUGGGCGACAUUGUGAGGUUUGACCCCUCAUUUGCUCUAAGGCGUGAUAGCUUUGUUCAAUUGUCACUAUCUCCAGAGCAGAAGCUUACUAGUGCGAUGCGCAUGCUAGCAUAUGGUUCUCCAGCUGAUCAACUUGAUGAGUAUGUUCGUAUGGGUGAGAGCACCUUGAUGGAGGUCUUCAGAAAGUUUUGCAACAACAUUAUCAACAUGUACGGAGCCACAUACCUUCGCGCACCUACUCCUGCUGAUUUAAGGAUCUUACUCCGUAAAGCCUCAAGUAGUGGCUUUCCUGGAAUGAUUGGAUCAAUUGACUGCAUGCAUUGGGAAUGGAGGAAUUGUCCAAGUGGUUGGGCAGGACAAUACACCGGCCACAUGCAUAGGCCAACAAUCAUUCUGGAGGCAGUGGCCUCCUACAACACAUGGAUAUGGCAUGCUUUCUUUGGGACACCUGGAUUGAACAACGAUAUAAAUGUUCUGGGGAUGUCUCCAGUGUUUGAUCGUAUCGUCAAUGGAAGCGCUCCACAUGUACGGUUUGAGGUAAAUGGUCAUGCUUAUGAUCAAUGUUAUUAUUUGGCUGACGGUAUUUAUCCCUCAUGGUCGACUUUAGUGAAGACCUUCAGCAAUCCAAGGUCAAACAAAGAGGCUUUGUUUGCUCAACAUCAAGAAGCACACCGCAAAGAUGUAGAGCGGGCAUUUGGAAUCCUCCAAACAAGAUGGGCAAUUGUUCGUGGCCCUGCAAGAGCUUGGGAUGUUGUCACACUUAACAAUAUAAUGGUGACGUGCAUUAUAUUACACAACAUGAUAAUCGAGGAUGAGCAGGUUGAUUCUGAUGACGAGAUGGAUGAUGACCUUGAUUAUGAGGUCCAUGCACAACCUGAACCAAUCAACCGACACCAAUCAACUCUAAUUGAUUACUUGGCUAGAAAUAACAGGCUUUGCUCAUCUACAACACAUCAUGCGCUUAGAAAUGACUUGGUUGAGCAUCUUUGGAAUUUGCACGGCAAUAUCUAGCAUUGUUUUACUUCAUGUUGCUUGGUUGUUUGUAUUUCAAGUUUCAGUGUGUGAUUGUAUUUCAUG